Molecule: messenger RNA, 840 nt
Organism: Dipodomys spectabilis (banner-tailed kangaroo rat)
Lineage: Eukaryota; Metazoa; Chordata; Mammalia; Rodentia; Heteromyidae
Gene: Nicol1
Product: chromosome unknown C4orf48 homolog
Exons: 4
Coding region: 390-809 (139 amino acids)
Source: RefSeq, a predicted model, not a curated record
GAACAGAUAUCCCACCAGAGAAAGCAAAUAAAAAUGUUUGAUCAAGGCAGACACAAAUUAAGAUCACCUAGUAAUAUUAUACAUCCACUAGACAGACAUUUUGCUGAGGAAUACUAUUUAAUACAACUACUUUGAAAAAUACCAGUACCAGCAAUCUCAUUCUUAGAGAAAUAUGUAUGAGCAUAUAAUAAUGCUAGUAUGAGCAUUUUUUCACAAAGAAAAAAGAAACUAGGUAGAAACUCUCUCCCUAGAAUAGAAUGGGCAGCGUGGUGUAGGAUGAGCAUGGAAUUCCACAGCAAUGAAGUGACACACACUGCACACAGAAUACACACAAACUUGACACAUCUACUGUAUUCAAACUAGGCGAAACCAGACUACGCUGGUUAGGAAUGCAUCUAAAGUCCAUACCCACAGGGGACGCAACGCGGCUGCUGGCGCACGGGCCUGUGGCUGUGGGUAGGGGUGCCCUGCUUACCUGCACGGGGCUAAAGGGCGGCCCCGCCUCCUCCUCGGCCAUGGCGCCCCCGCCCGCGAGCCGCUCCCGGCUGCCGCCGCCGCCGCCGCCGCUGCUGCUGCUGCUCGUGCUGAGCCUGGCGCUGCUGGGCGCCCGCGCGGAGCCCGCCGCCGCCGCCGGGAGCGCCGUCCCCGCGCAGAGCCGCCCGUGCGUGGACUGCCACGCGUUCGAGUUCAUGCAGCGCGCUCUGCAGGACCUUCGCAAGACGGCCUACAGUCUGGACGCGCGGACGGAGACCCUCCUGCUCCAGGCUGAGCGCAGGGCGCUUUGUGCCUGCUGGCCUGCUGGGCGCUGAGGACCAGUCCGGUUCACUGUCAAUAAACACC